AUGGCAGAUCAUGAAGCCUCAAAGAUAAACCACGACAACCAUCUACUACUGGACCAGCCAUUGCUCCGCCUCCCGUAUGAACUCCUCCGCAAGAACUUCCGAUCUGCUCACUUCACCGUCGAGAAAGAGUCAACAACCCUCAACAAGCUCCUGAAAGAAACAGCGAAAGGAUCCCUCGACGGCAAGACAUCGCCCGAAGAUGUCGUCAAGAACCUCGAUACCAUGAUUGCCAAGAUGCGCGGCAUGAAGCGCAAGCUGUCAAUGUACGCCAACGAGGAAACCAGGCUUUAUAAGCAGCUUGAUGCUCGUGUGGCGCAUCUGCGCGAGCUCUCGGACAUGCACUCGGUUGAAGAUGUUAAAUACGAGGCUUGGUCCAGGAAACGUCUGGAUCGACUGCUGGUCGACUACAUGCUACGGCACGGAUACAACACUUCUGCCCAGGCCCUGGCAAACGAGCGGGAGAUGUACGACUUGGUAGACGUGGAAACAUUCCUGACAAUGAGCAAGAUCCGCGAGUCUCUCGAGAAUGGCAGCGUCACCGAGGCGUUGGCUUGGUGCAAUGACAACAAGAAAGAGCUUCGAAAGUUACAGUCCAACCUCGAAUUUCUCCUUCGCUGCCAACAAUACAUCGAGCUCCUCCGCAUCAACACCCCAUCCAAAUCCGUUGAAGCUAUCACUCACGCAAAGAAAUACAUUGCCCCCUUCCAAGAGCAAUACCCCGACGAAGUCCGCGAAAUGGCCGCCCUUCUCGCCCACCGACCCACCGACAAGAACCUCCCACCCAAAUACGCCGCCUGGUACAGUCCGGACCGGUGGACCAAGCUCGCCACCUCUUUCGUAGAAGCACAUAACAAGCUGUUAGGCCUGCCCACUUUUCCCUUGCUGCACACAGCCCUGUCCUCAGGCUUAUCGGCCCUCAAGACGCCCGCCUGCCACGGCACGCAAAAGACGACUUCCUCCUCACAGCCCGGGCAUAGCCAGACGAGCAUGACUAGCACAGUAUGCCCGAUCUGCUCGAUCGAGCUGAACGAUUUGGCCAAGAACGUCCCCUAUGCGCACCACAGCAAGAGCCAUCUGGAUAAUGACUUGCUGCUGUUGCCGAACGGGCGCGUAUACGGACAGGCAAAGCUGGAUGAGUAUGCGGCCAAGGCGGGGCUGGCGGAGGGGCAAGUGAAGGACUUGGUGACCGGCGAGGUAUAUUCGAGGACGGCGCUGAAGAAGGUUUUUGCUUGAUACCGCGGUUUCGAUUUACGAGCAGCGACACGCGUGCUUCUUUUGGGGGGCCUAUCUUUUCUUU
Messenger RNA from Neurospora tetrasperma FGSC 2508, 1297 nucleotides. RefSeq lists its product as uncharacterized. Bases 1 to 1233 code for a protein of 410 amino acids. Gene Ontology annotation, biological process: proteasome-mediated ubiquitin-dependent protein catabolic process. Gene Ontology annotation, cellular component: GID complex; cytoplasm; nucleus. The transcript is spliced from 3 exons. The record is from RefSeq and is a predicted model, not a curated record. Gene Ontology annotation, molecular function: protein binding; ubiquitin protein ligase activity. NCBI's taxonomy places the organism in Eukaryota, Fungi, Ascomycota, Sordariomycetes, Sordariales, Sordariaceae.